GGCACCAUUUAAGGGACUGGGUGAAAGAUUUUUGCUCUGGAGAAGAGCUUUUAAACACUCUUAUUAAUUGAAUAGCUCACGUAGAGAGAGUAAUUUGUGUAGUUAAUCCAAAAGCCAUUUAUAUUUGGUUUUGGAAGUAUUCUUGAGUGCUUAAAAAUAAUUUUGUCGGAAGUCUCUAUUCUUCUAGCAGAUUAGUGCUGUGUGUUUUGUGGUGACGAUGUAACACCCGUGUUAAUUGAGCCGAACACAAUGCCUUCCCUGUUACAGGAGUUUUUUUAAAAAAAUGACAAAUCCUCCUUUUCCCGCUUAUCUGUUGUUUUUUGUUUCUCUUUCUAUAUGGAAUUUAUCUGACAUGUUUAUAAUCUUCAGAAUCCAUUGCCUUGAAGUCUCUGGUUUGGCUCACAGCUUUUCUCUGAACUGAGAGGAAAGGUCAUGGUGAUAAACUAAGCUGCAAUGAUUUAUAAUAAAGAGUUAAGAGCAAAAUUGAUGUCAGAGGAUUUAGCAAAGCAGCUGGCAAGCUACAAAGCUCAACUCCAGCAAGUUGAAGCUGCAUUGUCUGGAAAUGGAGAAAAUGAAGAUUUGCUAAAAUUAAAGAAAGAUUUACAAGAAGUUAUAGAACUAACCAAAGACCUUCUGUCAACUCAGCCUUCUGAAACUCUUGCAAGUUCAGACAGUUUUGCUUCUACUCAGCCCACUCAUUCAUGGAAAGUAGGAGACAAGUGUAUGGCAAUCUGGAGUGAAGAUGGACAGUGUUAUGAAGCGGAGAUUGAGGAGAUAGAUGAAGAAAACGGUACCGCUGCAAUCACCUUUGCUGGCUAUGGCAAUGCUGAAGUGACUCCACUGUUGAACCUCAAGCCUGUAGAAGAAGGAAGGAAGGCAAAGGAGGACAGUGGCAACAAACCCAUGUCAAAAAAAGAAAUGAUUGCCCAGCAGCGUGAAUAUAAAAAGAAGAAAGCUUUGAAAAAAGCACAGAGAAUAAAAGAACUUGAGCAGGAAAGAGAGGACCAGAAGGUGAAAUGGCAGCAGUUCAACAACAGAGCCUAUUCUAAAAACAAAAAAGGCCAGGUAAAGAGAAGUAUUUUUGCUUCACCUGAGAGUGUAACUGGCAAAGUUGGAGUAGGAACUUGUGGAAUUGCUGAUAAACCCAUGACACAGUAUCAAGAUACCUCUAAAUACAAUGUCAGGCAUUUGAUGCCUCAAUAAUCAGAAAAACUGUUGGAUUUCAUCUCUGCAGGGCUUUACAUUUACCUUUUUAUCCUUAUAUUUUUCUAAAGGUAAAUUAUUUGUUAGAUGAGUAAGGAAGAUACCAUUGUCGUCAUUGUUUGACUUCAAUAGAACGAAACUUGAAGAGAUUGCAUUUGAUACCUAUUCAUUUAACUUUUUUCAUUACUACUACCAGUGUUUCCUCAAAGUUUGUUGGAUAAAGCAACUUUUCUAGAUAGAUGCUGCAUAAAUACAGCACUUAGAUGAAAUGUUGAUUUUUCCUAAUAUCAGGCCCCCACUUAAUGGAUGGUAGAUACUUUUUGUAAAGUCCUAAUUUGGAAUUUUCACAUGCUUUGAACAUGCCAUAUAUUCUAACAAUUCACUGGAACAUCAAGGCAAAAUAUCAACCUGCUAAAGAGAUCAUCUUUUCAUUUUUUUUAUCUUCAGCUUAAACCUCACUGUUGCCUAAUUAAGCCUAAAAAUAGGUUAAUUUAUAAAUGGUAAAGUGAGGUUUUUCCUUGUUUCCCAAGCCCGUUAGACCAUCUCUAAAAUUGAUCCAGCUCUUUUAUUCUUUUCAUUGGGUUUUAGUUUUGUAUAAGAAACAAUGUUUAGGACCAGCUACCUUUUCUAAUGUUUUUUUUUGUUUGUUUUGUACGUUUGCUUUCUUCUUGUGUUGAUUUUUCAUUUAUGGUAGUGGUACCAUUUUUUGGAUGUGUAAUGUUUAUAUGAGAAAACAAAAAGCUGAUGUAUAGCCCUGUAUACAGUGUAGAUACUAUUUUUGUAAAAAACCAAGGCUAAAUUAAUGAACAAGAGUACUGAAUGUUUCAUCAUUAAAAAUUUACUGUAUUUCUUGUGCAUUAAUCUGACCAUAAUUUCCCUGUAUAUUAUGUUGAUGUAGCUGAGUUUGUAAUUUUUGUUAACUAGAUCAAGAUGUCAGCAUUUCUUGGUAUAAGUGAACGUCACAGUUAUCCUGAGUUGAGUUUAAGCCAAAUAUAUGCAUAGAAAAGGGCCUUCCUAUUAAUGGAAGACGGUGAUUUUUAGGAUGUGUGUUAAUUUCAGUUUUUGUAUGUUUAACUUUUAUUAAAUAAAGUGUUUUUAAAAUCUC
Molecule: messenger RNA, 2308 nt
Organism: Equus quagga
Lineage: Eukaryota; Metazoa; Chordata; Mammalia; Perissodactyla; Equidae
Gene: SMNDC1
Product: survival motor neuron domain containing 1
Exons: 6
Coding region: 454-1203 (249 amino acids)
Biological process (GO): regulation of alternative mRNA splicing, via spliceosome; mRNA processing
Cellular component (GO): precatalytic spliceosome; nucleus; cytoplasm
Molecular function (GO): RNA binding
Source: RefSeq, a predicted model, not a curated record